AUGGCUGGCACCUUCGUCACUGUUUCACUCGAUACCUUCCUCUGUGAAUUCAUUCCACAGGUCGGUGAGGCGACCACUCUCCCAGAGCUCCAUAUGAUGUUCUGGAUGCCCGCGCCCCCCGACUCGGAUGUUGAAUUCUACGAUUCUUUGAGAGGCUGUAUGACGAGACAAGGACUCGAACUCUGCCCGGGAUAUUCCUGUGACGUUGUUGAGAGCGAAGGUACAGAACGCUACAAGUACGCGAGCCUGUCCCGCGAGGAGGAUCUGUCUGCUUUCAACGCUGAUCCUCAACAAGCACCUCAACUGCUGUCAUUGGUGUACAUGGCGAAGUCCAAGCAUAGUGACCCCUUCGUCCAAGAUCGAGACCCCAAUCUCCCAGACACAAACCCUACAGAUACCGAGUACUUCACUGCUACUCUCCGACGCCUCCAAGAAACUGCGUCUGCCGCCUUCUCCAACCAGCAUCGCACUUUCUUCUUCACCAUCGUAUUUUCCAAGGGCAGUGCAUGCCUGGUGCGAUGGGACCACGCUGGUGCUAUCAUCUCAGAGCCAUUCAUCUAUGGCAGGACAGAGCACCUCGCCAUAUUCUUCUGGCGCUUCUCGCAGCUCUCCCCCGAGCAGCAAGGCUGUGACGCCACAGCGCAACUUGUCCUUCCUCGAUCUGACGAUUAUAAGUUGAUGGAAGACAUAGUGAAGAGGGAAGAUUGCGGUAACCCGUACGCGCGUUGUAUGUUCGCCAAGUCGCUCGACCUGGGCUGGUUCUGGUGGAAGUUAGGUGUCAGAUCUGAGGACCAAGCUCCGGUGGCCCUGCCAAAGGGCAGGAAGAAGCGGCCGGGGAUCAAGCGGCCGCGGGCUGUGCCCCAGAGGAAGAGUAAUGAAAGUGAAGACGAGGCUGGCAUGAGAUACUUCCUCGUUGGCAAGCCCCACUUCGAACAGCAGCCGAAUCUCCCUGGCUGUAGCACUCGCGGAUACGUAGCGCUCGACUGCAAAACCAAGAAGUUCGUCUUCUUGAAAGACACGUGGCGGCUCGACCAGCCAGAGCACAAGACGGAGGGAGCGGUACUCGAGGUAUUGAAGAAGGCAAAAGUUACCAACGUUCCGACUCUCGUGUGUCAUGGAGACAUAGCCCGCCACCAUACGCAUACGCGGGAUUUCUUCAAACCCAAAGACAAACCGCGUGUGGAUCCGUUUGAAGAUCCACCAUCAAAAUACGUUCACUAUCGUCUGGUUGCCAAUGAAGUCUGCUGUCCUCUAGAAGAUUUCGAAGAAGGGAAGGAACUGCUGCAGAUUAUAGUCGACUGCAUGGACGCACAUCGACAAGCGGUAGAAAAAGCUGCGCUGAUGCAUUGCAACAUUAGCAACGGCAAUACCCUCAUCUACGAAAGAUAUGUGAGGCGCGGUGGUGAGUACGAACGUCUGAGGACAGGUCUGCUGUGCGAUUGGGAGCACGCAACAUCCGUUCGCGCUGCAGAAAAUGGGGAUAAAGAAGCCCCUCGUAAACUUGGAGCCAGGGCGACAUGGCCAUUCAUGUCGGUACUCUCGCUCGACCAUCCGAAGACAGCUAUUACGAUCCAGGACGAACUGGAAGGAUUCUUCUACGUCCUCCUUCUCACCACUGCGUGGCGCAUCGACAAUAACAUUCGCACUACCGACUUCAUUCCCCAGUUCUUUGAUUCCAAGGAAUUGCUCUCGGAGUUAUCCCCUUCCAUUUAUUCAUGUGGCCCAUCGAAGCGCCAGGCAAUGCACGCCGGCGUGAUGAAGCACAAUGAUGAUGAGCUGCGUUUCUUCGAUGCAGCAAGACGGCCUCAUCCCUUUGAGAAAGUAUUCAGGCUCUUUAUGCACAUGUUCCGCGCACACUACACGACGUUGGUCUACGAGAAAGACUCUGAGGAGGUGGAACCUGAGGACGCACAAGAGCAAAUCCCUCUCCCGGUUCCGCGACAAGGCGCGGAGAGCCGCGUUCGAGUGGAGCGAGUGCAACUGUCUGAGGAGGAUCUCAAUGCGCGCAAGCAUCUCGCGGAAUCGCUGAAGACGCACCAAGCCAUGCGGCAAUUGCUUCUCAUGUUUCUGGAUAGGGAGUGGCCCUGCGGGGACAAGAUCGAACCGAAGUCCAACGACAGCGUGGAUUCUGACUCGGAUAGCUGGGAGGAGCCAAUGGGUCCUGCAUCUCCUGAGGUGGAAUUGGAUCUCCCGCGUCUGAAGCGUGGUCGGGAUGAGGAUGAGGAUGACGAAGAGGAUGAGGAGCGGCGACCUCGGAAGGUGCAGCAAGGCUCUUCAGAAUGGCUCGAGUUGCUGAUCGUUCAGAAGUGCGGAGUUCCCUCGGUUCGCGAUUUCCAGCUACGCCAUGGCAUGGACCUCAUCCGCGGCAAGGAUCUGUUCCUCGUCAUUGCGCCGGGCCAGGGGAAGACGACGGUUAUGCAUGCUCCGCUACUGGCUGCACAAGCCCAGAUGAAGAUAGGAAUAGCUCUCAUGAUUGUGCCUACUAAAUUGCUAGCAUUACAGCAGGAAACUGUGGCCAAUAGCCACGGAAUUCGCGCACUGGCUAUCAACGAAGACACUAUGAGAGAAGCAUACCACAACAAUCGCGAUCUUCUGGCCGAGCUUGUCGGCGGAGAGGACAUUCGUCUCGCCAUCAUGAGCCCUCAAAUGCUCCGGUCAAAACGCGUUCGUAGCCUGCUGUCACAGCAAGCUGUCAAGAGUCUUGUCUGCUGGUUCUUCGUUGACGAAGCCCACCUCGUCGACAAACAGAGUGGCGAGUGGAUCGAGAUCUUCAAGUCCAUCAAGACUAUGCGCGCUAUCUUGUCAGCUCGGACAGUUUGGGCAGCGUUCACUGGCACGGCGACUCCAUCUCGGACUCUGGUUCUCGCUGAAAAUCUGGGCUUCCAACCUGGGCACUAUGUCAAUACUCGGUACUCGGUUGACUGCUCCAACAUCAAAUAUAUCCCGCGGUUCUUCGAGCAUGCUGUCUCUGGCACGGACUUCCUCGACAUCAGCUUCCUGAUACCCCUGGAGAUGGCUUCCCCCACUGAUAUCACGACAACUCUGAUCUUUUGCCAGACUAUCGAGCUCGGCUACAAAAUCAUGUCUUUUCUCGAUCGCCUUAUCCCUGAAGCAGUACCUCAUCGCAACAAGAUCAUUAAACUCUACAACUCAUUGAUGCCUGCGACGUACCGACAACACUUCGUACAGGACCGCUUGAGUGGUGCUGAACUGCAUAUGUAG
This is a messenger RNA of Sparassis crispa, 3222 nucleotides long. RefSeq lists its product as hypothetical. The record is from RefSeq and is a predicted model, not a curated record. Gene Ontology annotation, cellular component: cytoplasm; chromosome. The transcript has 6 exons. The coding region runs from base 1 to 3222 and encodes 1073 amino acids. Gene Ontology annotation, biological process: double-strand break repair via homologous recombination. Gene Ontology annotation, molecular function: 3'-5' DNA helicase activity; four-way junction helicase activity; nucleic acid binding. NCBI's taxonomy places the organism in Eukaryota, Fungi, Basidiomycota, Agaricomycetes, Polyporales, Sparassidaceae.